UGCCACUGGCCAUAAGGACUACCCUUGCUUCUCGUCAACUUUACGGAACGUAGCAAUGGGCUCACCAAACGACCGAUACGUCGAGGACGACCUUCCCGUUUUUCGGCCAAUGCCAUGGUCAUUGAAAGAGAUACGCGCUGCCAUUCCUCCCGAAAUGUUCGUGAGAAGCUUGGGGAAGGGACUCUUGUAUCUCCUCCGUGACAUUCUUCUCGCUGCGGUUGCGUGGUCACUGGCUUUGAGGAUCGACCCGUUCUUUCAGCAAGCCACAAUCAGGGCUAUCAUUACCCCUGUCGGUGCAGAAUGUCUUCGCUGGAUUGCAUGGGGUGUCUACUGGUGGUUCCAAGGACUCAUCUUCACCGGGCUUUGGGUUAUUGGCCACGAGUGUGGUCACGGCGCGUUCUCUGAUUACAAGAUCGUCAAUGAUGUUCUCGGUUUCAUCAUUCACAGCUUCUUAUGGACUCCUUAUUUCUCUUGGAAAAUCUCGCACCACCGCCACCAUUCAAACCAUGCUUCAAUGGAACGCGAUGAAGUCUACGUGCCGAAAACCCGCGAGGACCUUGGAAUUCCCGAUAGGCCAAACGACGAAAUCGACUGGGACGAAAUAUUCGGCGACACCCCAAUUUAUACUCUAUUCCUUUUGAUCCGCCAGCAGGUUCUCGCAUUCCCAGCGUACCUUCUCUACAACGUCUCUGGCCAAAAGAACUAUCCAAAGUGGACCAAUCAUUUCGAUCCCAAUUCAAUUCUCUUCACGAAGGAGCAAAGAACCGCGGUUAUUCUAUCCAACAUUGGUAUUGCUGCGAUGGUUUGGGGCGUCACCUACGCCACCUCGCUCUUUGGAGCUGCCCAAGUGACCAAGUUCUACGGAAUUCCUUGGUUGUGCGUGACCCACUGGUUCAUUAUGAUCACUUAUCUCCACCAUACUGAUCCCGUUCUUCCUCACUAUCGUGGAAAGGAAUGGAAUUUCCAACGCGGGGCUGCUGCCACUGUGGAUAGGAACUUUCUGGGAUGGCAGGGCCGCUUUUUCCUUCAUGAUGUGGCUCACUUCCAUGUCAUCCACCAUUUCUUCCCAAAGAUGCCUUUCUACCACGGCCCGCAAGCCACUCAGCACCUGAAGGCCUUCAUUGGAGAUCAUUAUGUCUACUCCGAUAUCCCCGUGUUCAAGGCUCUCUGGGACAACUAUAAUAACUGCCAGUUUGUCGAGAAUGAGGGUGAGCAUUUUGAUUUUUUGCUCGGGGUCGUACUCUGA
Coprinopsis cinerea okayama7#130 is the source of this 1246-nucleotide messenger RNA. RefSeq names its product delta 12 fatty acid epoxygenase. Gene Ontology annotation, biological process: lipid metabolic process. The coding region runs from base 56 to 1246 and encodes 396 amino acids. The transcript is spliced from 10 exons. Lineage: Eukaryota; Fungi; Basidiomycota; Agaricomycetes; Agaricales; Psathyrellaceae. Gene Ontology annotation, molecular function: oxidoreductase activity. The record is from RefSeq and is a predicted model, not a curated record.